AAUCCCCCUCUCUCUCUCUCUCUCUCUUGCUCUUAUCCCUCACACGUAAAUACAGCAAUGAAGAAAAAGGUUUUUGCACUAAGGCACCAUUUUCUCGUUCUCUUCAAAACAGAUUUUCUUAUAUAUAUUAUAAGCAAUUUUCAUAAUAAAGAAUAGUAUAAAAGCUCUGUUAGCCUAUUGUAGCUGCCCUUUUUAUUUCCAAGAGAGAGCCAAAAGACAGUAUUGUUUUUGUUAUGCGAGGAAACCCAAAAAAACAUCUCUUCUUGGGUCUGCAGAAGAACUUCUCUUUCUCUGCAGCAUUUUCAUUUUCAUAGUCCUUAGAAUGUGGGGCUAAGUGCAUGAAUGUGUAACUGUUAGGCUGUUGGGUCCCUUAAUUCCCAUAUUUUCUUUUCUUUGUUUUUAGAGAAGUUUUAUCUAUUGUUCUGUUCUUUCCUUUUGGUUUUUGGCAGAAGAUAUUGUUUUGCCUUGUUCUGUGAAACCCAAGAAACAAUUAUCUUACACAUUUGUAGAGUAAUGAUGAGUGGUUCUUUGUUUCUUUCCUUUAAUCUUUAAAUCUUGUCUUUUACAUUCUCUUCUGCUACUAUUAAAGAAGUUCUUCAAACCCAGAAUAAGAAAAAACCAACUAUAAUCUUGUCUUAGAGAGAAACCAAUAGAAACAGUUCAUAUUUGUCAGUAGUACAUUUAACGCUCAAUGCAGAAUUUGUGUGUUCUGCAUUUCGAAAUUCGAGGAAUGUUAACUUAUUAAGAGAGAGACUUAGAAUUGGAUAUUAAAUAAGUUUCUUCAGAAAUUUUUUGGGUUUCAUCAGUUGAAGAUAGGAGAAGAUGCCAGCAAAAUUCAUUCAUAAUUUACCAGAUGAAAAUCCAGAUCUGCAGAAGCAGAUUGGAUGUAUGAAUGGUAUUCUUCAACUGUUUGACCGCCACCAUUUUCUUGGCGGUGGCCGCCGUGCAAUUGGCCAGAACCGCAAGAGUCUUCCAUCAUCAGGACAAAGUGGCAACGACAGUAAAGAACAGAAGAAUGCAGCCCAAAACACCACAGAAAAAAAUCAAAAGAAGGCCAUCAAAGAGAAACAGAGAGUCUCCACUGAAUCAUCAAGAACCUCGUUUUCCUCUGCAUGUUCUUCUAGUCUUUCAUCUUUAGAAUGCAAUAAUGUUCCACAGCUCGAACCAUGUUCUUUCAAUCAAACCAUUGUUCCUGAUGUUCAUGCUCGAGACUCGCCCGUAUACCAACCAAAUGCUUCUUUCCGGUCAAGCCAGCAAUCCCCUGAUCUCAGAGAUGUUGUCAAAGACUCCAUUUACAGAGAAGCCCGUGGCUUAUCAGUUAAAACUGCAAACAAAGGUGAAACUGGGGGCCUAACCUUGAAGUAUUUUGAUUCUCCAAGACCUUUCCAGCAUCCUGAAUCUGUAAACCCUAAAGUUUCAGGUUCAAAGGAACCAUUCCAAGUUCUUCAUAAGCUUCGUGAAGCACCUCCUAAAUUGAGUGGAGGGAAGACUUCGACAUUGAAGGAUGCUCGACGGUUCUCUUGUGAUGGAAGGGAAACAAGAGAUGCAUUGAAAUCCACCAUAAAGCUCAAGGAGCUCCCAAGGCUAUCAUUGGACAGCAGAGCAGUACCAGUAAGGGGUUCCACUAUUGAAAUGAAAUCAAAUGAUCUUUUAGGAAAUUUGGAGAGAGCAGAUGGUAAAUUGAACAAUUUCUCAAACCAAGACGAAGAACCUGAAAGCCGUACACGACUGUCUAAUGUUGUAGCCAAGUUGAUGGGAUUGGAAGCUCUCCCCAAUUCCAUGUCAACCGAUGGGAAUAUGGCAAGAGAGAUCAAAGCACAUCCAGGUGUAGAAAAGAAUACUUCCCUUGGAUUAUCAAGAACUACUGAUGAGAACAAGCAAAACACAAUUCCAGGCUCACCAAGAAAUCUUCACAAGGAACCUACCUCACCCCGGGUGAGAAAUGUUCAUUCAGUCAAGAAGCCUAUCCCAAACUCAAAGAUUCCAAUAGAAACAGCACCAUGGAAGCAACUAGAUGGAAACAGAAAUUCUCAGACACCAGCUUUGAAGAAUCGGACAAAUAUACCAAAAGCACCGGACACCUCUCUCACUGUUUAUGGUGAAAUACAGAAAAGAUUGGCACAGCUUGAGUUCAAAAGAUCUGGUAAGGAUCUUAGAGCUCUUAAACAAAUACUUGAAGCAAUGCAGAAGACCAAGGAGAUAUUAGAGACCAAAGCUGCAAGGUUAGAAACUGAGCCUACUAGUAAAAGCAGUAUUCAUCAGAACUCAAAGUCAUCCAGUCAAUGCAAUCUCCAGAGUAACAGCCCCACUACCCUUACCAGGCGGACUGAUUCCCCAAAAAGUUUUAAAUCCCCAAUUGUGAUUAUGAAACCAGCCAAACUCAUCCAAAAAGCCAGUAAUCCUUCUUCUUCAGUAAACCCAGUUGAGAGUUUUUCAGUUCUUCAUGAACCCCAGACUGCUGACUUUGCAGAUGGCAGAACUGCUAAAGAUCUAACUCCUAGAGCCAAUCAUCUUAAGGAUCGAUCUAGUCCAUCCUCCCGUACAACUGACAAAAAUACUGUUGCAAGAUUGACAGGACAGUUUCAACCUUCAAAGGAGCCUCAGUCCAGUGCUAGAGAGAAUACCAACUCUGUUAAGAGCUCGGGAACCUUGAACCUAAGACAACCGAAAAAGCUUGGAUUGGAGAAGCAAGCUCGUCAAACAACCCCAUCAUCAGAAUCAAUCAGGAACAGAAGGCAAUCCAGUAGACAACGAAUAGAAUCAGGAUCCCCACACAGAAAAUCAGGACCGAAAUCUCUCAAUUUGCAGCCAAGUGAUGAUGAAUCCAGUGAUAUUGGUAGCGAUGUGAGAGAUUUGAGCCACCAAGGGGAUGCAUUGUCUAUGCAGUCAGAGAGCACCAUUAGCUUGGCGUCACAGGUUGAUGAAGAAGUCUCGAGCACUGACAGAUCUAAUAAGGCAAAUAUCAGCUUUAUCCAGAAAGCUCAGCAGAGACAAAGAAAACCAGUAGCAAGAUCAACUGCAGAACCGGUAGCAGCUCCCUCAGAACAACCAAGUCCAGUGUCUGUUCUUGAUGCAACAUUCUAUGUUGACGACUUGCCAUCUCCCAUUAAGAAGAAAUCAAUUGCCUUCAAAGAAGAUGAAGUUGUGUGGAGUCUUGAGGAAGCAAAUCACUCUUGCAGCAACAACUCCAGUCUCAACUCUAUGAUCAAUCAUAAGAAAGUGGAAAACAUCCAUUUCUUAGUUCAGAAUCUCAGAAAGCUGUUAUCUAUUCAUGAGGAACCCUUCACUGAUGGAAUUACACCCCUUUACGAUAGCAAAAACCCAGACCAUAAAUACGUUUCAGAUAUCCUAUUAGCAUCAGGUAUCCUGAAGGAUUUUGAAUCUACUUUUACAAUUGUACACCGCCAUCAAGCAGGCUACCCAAUCAACCCCAAUGUAUUUCUCGCUCUAGAACAAGCCAAGGCAAGCACAAGGUAUUCAAAUGAUGAGGAGAGUGGUAUGAAGACUGCCCAGUCAGAAUAUCAUAUCAAAAUCCAAAGAAAACUUUUAUUUGAUGUUGUGAAUGAAAUUCUAACCCAAAAAUUACUUCUGGAAAGUUCUUACAAGUAUCCUCUCUUACCAAAUAUACCAGAAGGGAAAAGACCAAGAGGACAGCAACUUUUAGGGGAAUUAUGCUCAAAGGUAGACAGAAUGCAAGUUGAUGCCUCAAAUUGCAGUUUAGAUGAUGAGAAUGACAGUUUGAGAAGCAUCUUACAGGCAGAUUUGAUGCAGCACUCAACAUAUUGGACAACUUGUAGUAGCGAAAUUCCAGGGCUGGUUCUGGAUAUUGAGCGAUUGAUUUUUAAAGACUUAAUAAGUGAGGUUGUGAAUGGUGAGGCACUUGCUCUGACAGUGCAAUCAGGCGGGCACUGCAGGCAACAGCUUUCCAAGUAGCACUUUCCAUGGAACUAUUUCAACACAAUUAUUCAGUCUCUCCCUCUUCCGGUGUUCAAAUUUGGGGAUUAUUUAAUUUUAUCAUUUACAUAAUGGAUGCAAAUCAAAAUAAGCUAUUGAGUAAAAAUUAGGUCUAGCAUGUGUAUGUUAAAGAAAUAACAAAAAUUUCAAAUUACAAUGAA
This is a messenger RNA of Jatropha curcas, 4115 nucleotides long. Its product is annotated as protein LONGIFOLIA 1. Gene Ontology annotation, biological process: regulation of monopolar cell growth. The record is from RefSeq and is a predicted model, not a curated record. NCBI's taxonomy places the organism in Eukaryota, Viridiplantae, Streptophyta, Magnoliopsida, Malpighiales, Euphorbiaceae.